AUGCGCUUCUCGACAUUCAUCACACUGGCCGCCGCACCGCUGUUGGCCCUAGCCGCUCCUCAACAACAACAACAACAAGAAGUCCAGGACGCACCGCUAAUCACCGCCGCACCCGAGAGCCAAAGCACCGCUGCUCUGCCCACACAAACAGUAGCUCCUGGCGAUGCCUGGAACGCAGAAGCUGAGAAUGUAGUACUAGAACUCCGUCAGGACCCCAACCUCCUAGCCACAAAAGCAGCAACACAAGUCCCCGCUACACAAGACUACUGGAUCGCCGACCACUGGGACUCUGCUCAAAGUACCGAGAUCUGGGUUCAGGUCUUCUACACACAAACAUUCCCUUCCGCUCCUGGACAAUUGACCACCGCUGGCGCUGGUGAGAUUGGUUUGGGCACGAUCACAGGCGAGAUUGGUGUCGCAAAGGCUGCAACUGGUGUCGGAGCUACAGUGAUGCCCCACGGCUCGCUGUUCACAGUGUGUCUGGGUCUGGCUGGUGUCGUUGCCGGCAUGGGCGUUGUGUUGCUGUAG
This is a messenger RNA of Aureobasidium melanogenum CBS 110374, 528 nucleotides long. RefSeq lists its product as uncharacterized. The transcript is spliced from 2 exons. The record is from RefSeq and is a predicted model, not a curated record. Lineage: Eukaryota; Fungi; Ascomycota; Dothideomycetes; Dothideales; Saccotheciaceae. The coding region runs from base 1 to 528 and encodes 175 amino acids. Gene Ontology annotation, biological process: fungal-type cell wall organization.